Molecule: messenger RNA, 1749 nt
Organism: Solea solea (common sole)
Lineage: Eukaryota; Metazoa; Chordata; Actinopteri; Pleuronectiformes; Soleidae
Gene: ctdspl3
Product: CTD (carboxy-terminal domain, RNA polymerase II, polypeptide A) small phosphatase like 3
Exons: 11
Coding region: 158-1285 (375 amino acids)
Molecular function (GO): phosphoprotein phosphatase activity
Source: RefSeq, a predicted model, not a curated record
GGCUGAGCGGGGUGGGCGGAGUCAACUUCUAAAACUACUGAACCCAGUCUGGUGUGGUGGAUAAAAAGAAAACAUCGAACCUCAAGGCAACUGGAAACUUGCAGCGGAUUUUUUGGGGGGAUUUUUAAUGAGUAAAACCCUCACUUAAAGAAGCAAAAUGAGACUCCGGUCUCAGAGAACGGUUUCACCGUGUUCGGAGACGCCGAAGAGACGCAAGAGCAUAAAAGCGACUCCGAGACGAAGGCGCCUGUCGGUGACCGAGAGCCCGCUUCAAACCAAGGUUGAAGAGGCUAAUGAUUCCCAUCUCUCAGAUGAUGAAGUCCCUACAAUGACAAGGCGCCGGCUGCCACGUCGCCGGGCAAGGAAGAGAGCGGUUGCCGUUGACAACAGUGAAACAGAUUUGGACUUCAAGACCCCGAUCAGGUCCAUCAUGCGGCAUCAGCGCAUACUAACUGAGAUCAACUCAGCGUCGCCACCCACCUCAACGGCCAGAAACAUCUACUCGCCAAUCGUACGUUUCCUCACACCCAGCAAAGAGAAUAGGAAGGGUGCGCGACGCAAAAACAGCAUUGUGAUGAGCCCAGAGCAAGGUGUAUUUGGUUAUGGCUCCAUUGACCUUCUUGCUGGUGAAGAAGAAGAUGACGUCUUUGAUCCAUUUACCUUCAUCAAGAACAUACCGUCACAGUCUCAGCAUUCCCAACCCCGACUCCGAGAUAUUCCACCUAAGACCCGGAGCUGUCCAGAAUCCACGCUGGUGGUCGACCUGGAGGAGACACUGAUGUUCAGUUCUCUGAACGUGAUCGAGGACGCAGAGUUCACCUUCCUCACCGUGUUCCAGGACCAUCAGUACAAGGUGCACAUGAUCCUGCGACCACAUGUGAAAGAAUUUCUGCAGUCCAUGGCAAAAGUCUAUGAGCUGUUUGUUUACACAUGUGCAAAGAAGGAAUACGCUGAGAAGAUACUGGACAUCCUGGACCCGCAGAGAAAACUGUUUCGACAUCGUCUGUAUCAGGACGACUGUGCCUGUGUCCUCGGCCACUAUAUCAAAGACCUGAGUGUCCUGGGGAGGGAUCUCUCCAAGACGGUGGUUCUGGACAACGCACCGCACACAUACCCGUACCAUCUGAUGAACGCGAUUCCCAUCAAGAGCUGGUCUGGCGAGGCCGAGGACAGAGAGCUGCUCAAACUCAUCCCUUACAUGGAGAAACUGUCUGCAGCGGAGGAUUUUCGGGAGGUGCUGAAGAAGAGGAAGGAUCACUUCCACAGGCUGCUGACGGAGGACUGACGGCACUGUUACUGCUCUGUGUAACCUUCACAGCUCCAUUUCCUGCUUUGGCUUUAAAGGAAAAAAAGAGAACCGGCAGUCUAUCUGGCAUUCUCCCACCUGAAGCCCGUUGUGUUGUGUUGUGAUGUGUGGUGAACGUGCUCACCCUCCUCUUUUCCCCCUGAUGACUUAAGAGGACGCCACGUCGGUAUUUCAAACAUGCUGCCGGUCAUUCAUCACACCAACCUCUUUUCUCCCAAGACUCAUUCCACAGAGCAAUAAAGUGCAGGCCCCCCUCCCGCCCCUUCCCUCCCUUGGGUAAUGUUUAUUCACAUACAAAGCUUUGAAAUGUGUUGUUAAUAGAAAUAUUUGUUUUAUUUAUUGAUUAUGUUGCUGCUCACUGGCUGUCAUCUGUGUAUAUUUCUAGAUAAUGAUUUUUAAUACAAUAAAAUCAUUCUACUAAUGCUGGGAGAAUGAAACACCUA